UGCUGAAUUUCACAGACAUUUUGCAUGGAGUCCUUAACAACUCCUGUUGCCAGAACACAUUGCAUACAUACACUAUAUUGCCAAAAGUAUUGGGCCAGCCCUCCAAAUCAUUGGAUUCAGGUCUUCCAAACACUUCCAUAGCCACCUAGGCAUGCAGACUGCUUCUACAAACAUUUGUGGAAAAAGAAUGGGUCGCUCUCAGGAGCUCAGUGAAUUCAAGCGUGGUACCGUGAUAGGUCGCCACCUGUGCAAUAAGUCCAUCCGUGAAAUUUCCUUGCUACUAAAUAUUCCACGGUCAACUGUUAGUGGUAUUAUAACAAAGUGGAAGCAACUGGGAACAACAGCAACUCAGCCACAAAGUGGUAGGCCAUGUAAAAUGACAGCGGGGUCAGCGCAUGCUGAAGCACACAGUGCGCAGAAAGUCGUCAAAGGUCUGCUGAGUCAAUAG
Staurois parvus is the source of this 448-nucleotide messenger RNA. The record is from the annotation of a GenBank genome assembly. Lineage: Eukaryota; Metazoa; Chordata; Amphibia; Anura; Ranidae.